Molecule: messenger RNA, 3099 nt
Organism: Etheostoma cragini (Arkansas darter)
Lineage: Eukaryota; Metazoa; Chordata; Actinopteri; Perciformes; Percidae
Gene: jakmip3
Product: Janus kinase and microtubule interacting protein 3
Exons: 23
Coding region: 392-2848 (818 amino acids)
Molecular function (GO): kinase binding; microtubule binding
Source: RefSeq, a predicted model, not a curated record
GGAUGCUGGGAGAAGGAGGAGGAUGCCAGCAGAGGCUGCAGAGAUGCUAACAGCACCGACACGCAGACACACACACUGACAGGAGCUUACUGCAGCUAACUGCUAAAACAGAGACACAGAGAUAGUGAGACACACACACUGACAGACAGUAACAGACAGAGACAGACAGAAAGAAAAGACAGAUGACAGCUGAUGUUGGCAGCAAACACUCAUAGUGAGCUGCUGUGUAGCUAGCUGCUGAGUAUGUUAAACUACUGACACACACACAGACGCACACACACACACACUCAGCGAUGCAGUGUCUGAGGCUUCCUAUUGGACGGUACAGAUGUAGUCCAACCUACGGUUGACGGACAGCUUUUUCGGGCGGCGGAGCCUGGAGUUGGGGGGGAUGUCAAAGAGAGGAGCAGCGGGGAGAGGCAAGGGGGACCGACCUGACGCCAUGGCAACGCUUCAAGCAGCCAAUGAAGAGCUGAGAGCCAAAUUGACUGACAUCCAGAUAGAACUACAACACGAAAAGAACAAGGUCAGCCGUCUGGAGAGAGAGAAGAGUCAGGAGGUGAAGGUGGAGCAUCACCGGGCAACAGUCGCCUUGACGGAGCUGAGGGCCAAACUGCAUGAGGAGAAGCAAAAGGAGCUGGCCGUUACCAGGGAUACGUUACUACGGCAACACGAGAUGGAGCUUAUGAGAGUCAUCAAGAUCAAAGAUGGAGAGAUUCAGCGUCUGAACGGACUGGUGCUAACGCUGAGGGAUGGAUCCACAGACAAGGUGCGCAGCGCCCUGCUGGCGGAGGGCGAGGAGGCGAGGAGGAGCUGGGAGACGGAGCGUUGCCGCCUACAGCAGGAGUCACAUGACCUGCGCAGUGCAAGGAGAUCAGCUGAGGAGGCUUCGGCCUCGGCUCAGCAGGCCUGCCAGGCACGAGCAGCCGAGCUACGAUCGGCUCAUCACCAGCACCAGGAGGAGCUGAACCGAACCAAGAGGGACUGUGAGAGGGAGAUCCGCCGUCUGAUGGAUGAGAUAAAGUUGAAGGACCGAGCGGUCAGUGUGUUGGACAAGGCCCUGGGGCUGCAGGCGGGACACGCCCACCGUCUCCAGCUGCAGACUCAAGCUGCUGAGCAGCAAAUCGCGGCCCUGAGAGACGCACAGAGGGCGGGACUAAGCCUAACUGGCCAAUCCCCUAACUCCGCCCCUAAUAAUGCUCCUCACACUUCUCAGGACGAGCGGGACACCCGCAGGUUCCAGUUGAAGAUCGCUGAGCUGAGCUCCGUCGUCAGGAAGCUGGAGGACCGCAACGCUCUGCUGUCGGAGGAACGCAACGAACUGCUGAAGCGUCUCCGAGAGACGGAGAGUCAGUUUCUUCCUCUUCUGGACAAAAACAAACGUCUGAGCAGGAAGAACGAGGAGAUGGCCCUCACGCUGCGUCGCCUAGACAACAAGCUCCGCUUCGUCACCCAGGAGAACAUGGAGAUGAGAAGACCCAGUUCACUUAACGACCUGGACCGGAGCCACUCCACCAGUUACCAUGGUUACAGCCACGAUGAGCGAGAGAUGGAGUUUCUACGGUUACAGGUUCUGGAGCAACAGCACAUCAUCGACGACCUGUCCAAGGCUCUGGAGACGGCUGGUUACGUAAAGAACGUCAUAGAGAGGGACAUGUUGCUGAGAUACAGACGUCAGGAAUCCGUCCGGAGGAAACGAACCUUCAGAGCCUGCAGGGUCAUAGAAACAUUCUACGGUUAUGACGAAGAGGCGUCGGUGGACUCUGAUGGAUCAUCUGUGUCCCUGCACACUGACAGGACUCCCGACCUGGAGCCGGACGAGGUGUGUGUGCGUGAGGAAGCGGAGUUUCGUUACCGUCAGCUGACUCAGGAGUACCAGGCGCUACAGCGAGCGUACGCUUUGCUGACGGAGACAAGCGGAGGAAACUAUGACCCCGAGAAGGAGAUCAAGACCAGAGAGCAGCUGUUGACUGAAAUCAGUCGUUAUCAAACCAGAGUUACAGAUCUGGAGUCAGCACUGAAACAACAAGGACUGGUAAUUCAAAUUCACACACACACACACACACACACUCAUACACACACACAAGACACAGUCGGCGUCACUGUUUCUAUGGAAACCAUGUUUACUGUUCAGGAGAGGGAACGGCGCUCACCGGCCAUUAACUUCCAACCAAUCCAUUUCCCAGAAGGCAUCAGUCCUCUGCAGCUCUACUGCGAGGCAGAGGGAGUCGUUGACGUGGUGAUCAGCGAGCUGAUGAAGAAGCUUGACAUUCUAGGAGAUAACGCCAAUCUGUCCAAUGAGGAGCAGGUGGUUGUGAUCCAGGCCAGAACCGUGCUCACUUUGGCAGAGAAGUGGUUGGAGUCCAUUGAGGUGACGAAGUCGGCUCUGCAGCAGAACAUGUUGGACAUAGAGAGCGAGAAGGAUCUGUUCAGUAAGCAGAAGGGUUACCUGGAUGAAGAGCUGGACUACAGGAAGCAGUCCAUGGAUCAGGCUCAUAAGAGGAUCCUGGAGCUGGAAGCUAUGUUGUUUGAGGCCCUGCAGCAGGAGGAGCACUUCAGGAUGGACGGAUUCAAGAUAGAAGCCGGUCUGUCUGAAACUCUGACGGAGGAAGAGAAGGAGGGGCUUAGGAGAGCAAUGGACCAAUGGAAACGCUCCGUGAUGUGCGAGCUGAGAGAGAGAGAUGCCCAGAUCCUCCAAGAGAGGAUGGAGGUGCUGCAGCUCACACUGCAGAGAAACAAAGAGUUGGAGGAAUAUAUAGAAGCACAGAAACGCCAGAUGAAAGAGCUGGAGGAGAAGUUUCUAUUUUUGUUUCUGUUUUUUUCGUUGGCCUUUAUCCUCUGGUCCUAACGGCAGCUGCAUCUUAAAUGAAGAAAAGGAUGGUUUCCACGGCAACAGAGAAAAACACCCAGCAGGAUGCUAACUAGCUUCCUGUUAGCAUCUGUUGACCAGGAAGUUCCAUGUCAGACUCCUGACUUCCUGUUUUCACAGUGAACUGUUGAUAUUUAUAUUUUUAAGGAGAAACUGGACCAAUGACGGAAUGAAUAAAGAAUUCUGGAUUAUAUGAGAGGAUUUACAUAACUGACAUUAACAAAGAUGGG